Tupaia belangeri chinensis (Chinese tree shrew) is the source of this 1215-nucleotide messenger RNA. RefSeq names its product RAB13, member RAS oncogene family (gene RAB13). The record is from RefSeq and is a predicted model, not a curated record. The coding region runs from base 134 to 772 and encodes 212 amino acids. Gene Ontology annotation, molecular function: GTP binding; GTPase activity. The transcript is spliced from 8 exons. NCBI's taxonomy places the organism in Eukaryota, Metazoa, Chordata, Mammalia, Scandentia, Tupaiidae.
UUUCCCGGAGCCUGGGCGGAGAGGGAGGAAAACUUCCUGGCCUGGGCUCCGGCCGCCCUGUCUGCCAACCCUCCAAUCCCGCCUACCCUGCCGGGCGCUUCCCCACCCCUCCCCCGGCGCCCCAGUGUCCGCCAUGGCCAAAGCCUACGACCACCUCUUCAAGUUGCUGCUCAUCGGGGACUCGGGGGUGGGCAAGACUUGUCUGAUCAUUCGCUUUGCAGAGGACAACUUCAACAGCACUUACAUCUCCACCAUCGGAAUUGAUUUCAAGAUCCGCACUGUGGAUAUAGAAGGGAAGAAGAUCAAACUACAAGUCUGGGACACAGCUGGCCAAGAGCGAUUCAAGACAAUAACUACUGCUUACUACCGCGGAGCCAUGGGCAUCAUCCUAGUAUAUGACAUCACCGAUGAGAAAUCCUUCGAGAAUAUUCAGAACUGGAUGAAAAGCAUCAAGGAGAACGCCUCGGCCGGUGUGGAGCGCCUUUUGCUGGGGAACAAGUGUGACAUGGAGGCCAAGAGGAAGGUGCAGAAGGAGCAGGCUGAUAAACUCUCCUUCCUACUUCACCCCUUACAGUUGGCUCGAGAGCAUGGAAUCCGAUUUUUUGAGACAAGUGCCAAAUCUAGUAUGAAUGUAGAUGAGGCUUUCAAUUCUCUGGCCCGGGACAUCCUGCUCAAGUCAGGAGGCCGGAGAUCGGGAAAUGGCAACAAGCUCCCCAGCACUGACCUGAAAACCAGUGACAAGAAGAACGCCAGCAAGUGCUCCCUGGGCUGAGGACCCUGUCUUGCCUCCCCACCCUAAGCCUGGAGGCUGAAGCUGAAGGAGGCAGGGCUGAGGGGCUGGGUUGGGGGGAAUGACUGUGGGGCAUGAAGGGAUUGAUGGGUAGAAGGUAAGGAGAAGCCAGAAGAUGGAGAAGGAAAAUAGAGAAAGAAGAAGAGAAAGAAAGGAGAGAAAGGAGCAGAAAGAAUUGAGGAAGUGAAAGAAGGUGAAGAGGUUGGAAGAGAGAAAAGAGGGAGGAAAGGCUAGAUGGCCUGAGGCCUCAGACCUUCCCAGGGUUUUCAGGGCACACAGAAAUGUAAAUACGUCGAUUUAUCCUCUUGCCAAUCAGGUUUUAGGGUCCUGUGAGAGGUUGGCUCAACACCACUCUCUGGAAGUUCGGUCCUAUCCCGUCAUUCUGCAAGGUCUUUCUCAGUAUUAAAGGCCACAACUUGCACAAA